CACACGUACUCGCAGCGUGCGAUGAGCGAGUGACGCGUCGGUGCAGCAAGUGAAUUAGCGAACAUGUCGGAGCUGCGAGGGUCUCCGCCGCGCGGGCUGGAGGGAGGGUUCGGGGCUCCGCUGGCGGCGCUGAGCUCGCUGGCGGAGGCUCCGCCGCCGGCGCCGAACCCGCACGGCAUCGACCACAUCCUGUCGCGGCCGGCGGUGGGCGGCGGCGUGGGCGCGGGGCUGCUGGCGCCGCGGCUGUCGCUGGCGGCGGCGGCGGCCGGCAUGGCGCACUACCUGCAGCACAAGCCGCUCUACUGGCCCGGCUUCCAGGGGCUCGUCUCCAACCCCAUGGCCUGGCGGGAACGCCUGCAGUCCAAUUUUGUUGCAGUGAGCAACGGCGCGCUCAGCGCUUGCUCCCAGGGCGGCAUGGACAAGGACGGCAAGAAGAAGCACACGAGACCAACCUUCAGUGGCCAGCAGAUCUUCGCGCUGGAGAAGACCUUCGAGCAGACCAAGUACCUGGCCGGCCCCGAGAGAGCCAAGCUCGCGUACGCGCUCGGCAUGACUGAGUCACAAGUUAAGGUCUGGUUCCAAAACAGAAGAACAAAAUGGCGGAAAAAGCACGCGGCCGAGAUGGCGACCGCGAAACGUAAGCAGGAGGAGCUCGGCGAGGAGUGUGACGAUCAGGAGCAGCAUGACAACGAGUGCAGUGACGAGGAGGAGGCGAAGAGGCCGCGCCUCGACCUUCACCACAUGCACCACCAGCUGCCCCACCGGCAGUGACCCCCGGGCCCGGCCCCCGACACCGCCGAGCUGGUCCCGCAGCCCCGAGAAUACCCCGCGUACAAGGAGGACGACGCCCCAUGCGACCUCUCCAACUGGCAGGUCCGCCGCUAUGACGCGCCGCGUGACGGCGACCACCUCCCCGGCGACGCCGUCAGCGGCGACGAUGACCAGCCCAUCAACUUCGCCUACUACCACUUCUAGUGACGCGAGCGCGGCUUCAGGACUAGUGUGCACUCUGUGUCGGUGAUAGACUCUCUGAACUUACCUAUAAUUAUUAAUAUUUAAUUGAUACCUUUUUACAGUCACAUUGUUUCUUAAAACUUUCAAACGUGUGUCAGAUACUGUAAGCGCUAUGUAAAAACAAUUAUAUUUAACUAGCUUUAUAUAACUGUAAAUAUUUAUUGUAUAAGUAGUCAUGUGAUAAAUUAUAAGUAAUUUAUUGAUAAUUUUAGAUUUUACAUGUAUUUUGUGAGCAUAAAGUUGUAAAUUGUAUGAAUCUUGAUACCGGUGCCAAUUUCCUACAUGUAGUUAUACAUACUUCGAGUUAAAUGAAGUAGUUGUUAUGUUAAAGUUAUAGAAUUUUCCUAAUUUUCGCUCAGUGCCAGGAUAAACUAUUUAAGUAGUAAUUGAGAAUAUAGUGCCAUAAAUAUUAAGUUGCGCUUGUUCAGACGUACUUCAUAAUUACCUAACUUUGGUCUUAAUCCAAAAUUAAAUGACGCCAAAGUUCAACAACCUUGUUCAAACUGUAUAAUUUUAUAGACGGCCAUUAGCAUACUGCAAAAACAAUGACUGACACUUAAUUUAACGGUGUUUUUUGUCAGCAGUCAUUAUUUAAAAAUAUAAGAACAUGAAAAAUAUGAACAUAUCUACUGAAAGAUCGGACGGCCGCCAUCUUUAAAAUGCAGCCGCGCGACGGCCGACGGGUUAAAACUCACAAAUGUUCUCUAAGGUUAAAAGACAUUUUUGAUUCUAUUUAAAUUAUUUAAACAAUCUUAACACAUUUUUGUAACGUUGGUUGUUUUGGCAAUUUUAAUAUCAAUAAAGUUUUCGAAAAGCCGCAGUUUUAGAACGAAUUACUUUUUCAGAGAAAAUAAGCUUUCAAAUUCUUUUAUUAUUAGGUUUAUCCUACGGUCAUACCUCUAGGGAACGACAAGAAUUUGUACAGAUUUCCUUCUUAUUAAGUAAGUGUAAAUAUAACGAUAUUUGUAACAACCACGUCGCUGGAGGCAUCGCAAUAUGUAUAUUGUACAUUUUAACUAUAAAGUUGUAAAUAGAUAUUUAAACGAAUUUAACUAUUGUAACUAAACUACGAGUAGUGAACACCACGCGACAGUAUUACUAUUUAAAAGCUAAAUGUGCAUUAUUUGUACCGGACUGUUUUAACUAAAAUUAUCUUCUUUUUGUUAACACAUUCAAACUUACAUAAUAAAAUGGAUGGUUUGUGCACUCAUUAGGUACUCUACUGUAAGAAUUUUAAUUACUGUUCUGCGAAUUUUAAAAACAGCAAGAUGUAUUUUGAAAAAUGUUUGACCUUGAAAAAAGCUUAGUAAUGUUUAUGGAGACAAUCCGAUGUAUAUGAUUGUUUAAUGGUUUUCAUUUAUAUGUGCACAUAUUUUUUUAUCGCAUGCAACUUUAAUCAUAAAAACCUCAAAUACUGCACAUUUGUCUCUCAAACAUCUAUUAACACUAAAAUAAGUUUAAAUAGAAAAUGAGCUUCAAAAGUAUCGAGAUUAAUUCGCUUAUAAAUGCACAGAAUAUUAAAUAAAAUACUAUAAGUGUGUGUACCAUAUUGACAGCUUGUCACAACCCACCAGUUGACCUUGACCUCUCAAAGUCUCAAGGUCGAAGGUCAUCUCAAAAUAAUCAUGUUUAGAUCAUAAUGAGCGUGGACAUACUACGUAAUGUGGUUGAAAUAAAAAGUUAGUAAAAAUAUUA
Helicoverpa zea (corn earworm) is the source of this 2709-nucleotide messenger RNA. It is a transcript of the gene HGTX, whose product is annotated as homeobox protein Nkx-6.2. The record is from RefSeq and is a predicted model, not a curated record. Gene Ontology annotation, molecular function: RNA polymerase II cis-regulatory region sequence-specific DNA binding; DNA-binding transcription factor activity, RNA polymerase II-specific. Lineage: Eukaryota; Metazoa; Arthropoda; Insecta; Lepidoptera; Noctuidae. Gene Ontology annotation, biological process: regulation of transcription by RNA polymerase II; cell differentiation. Bases 64 to 771 code for a protein of 235 amino acids. Gene Ontology annotation, cellular component: nucleus. The transcript is spliced from 3 exons.